AUGUCUGACAUGCUGCUCUCCUGCUGCUUCCUGGUCUUGCUCUUAACUGAUUCAGGUUUCACAGCUCCUACACCUAUCCCAGAAGAAGAGAGCACUUCUUCAUCAGAAACAGAGGUCGACUUGAAGCUAGCCACAGACUACCUUCAUCAGUACUACAACCUGGAAAAUGACCAUUUGGUGCGCAUGAAGAGGAGCGAGCCCUCCUUUAUCUCCAAAGUGAAAGAAAUGCAGAUGUUCUUUGGGCUCAAUUCGACUGGCGUUUUAGACCCUGAAACUCUACAGGUGAUGCAGAGCCCCCGGUGUGGUGUUCCAGAUGUGGAGGAGUACAGUCAUAUCCAGGGCACACGCUGGAAUAAGAAUGUCCUCACAUACCGUAUAGGCAGAUACACCAGAGAUUUGCGGCGCAGCAUUGUGGACUCUCUGAUAGAGUCAGCUUUCGGUGUUUGGGCCAGAACCAGCGGUCUGACGUUCGUCAGGACACACAGCCACAAUGCUGACAUUAUGGUAGAGUUUGUAACCUAUGCGCAUGGGGAUUUUUAUCCUUUUGAUGGCCCCAGAGGCACGCUGGCUCAUGCCUUUGGUCCAGGCCUGGGUACUGGAGGAGACACGCACUUUGAUGAUGAUGAGCGCUGGACAGCAGGAGGUGCAGGGUACAAUUUGUUUGUAGUAGCAGCUCAUGAAUUUGGCCAUGCUUUGGGACUUAGACACUCUAGAAACCCAGAAUCCCUGAUGUAUCCAACUUACAAAGCCUUCCGUCCAACAAGCCUGCUGUCCAGAGAAGAUGUAGCCAAUAUCCAAGCACUUUACACUCCUCUCAGGGUUAAUAGAAACUGGCUCUUUAGACCGGUGCGGCCGAGGCUCAUGCAGGACAAAUGUGCACCAGACAUGACCUUUGAUGCUGUAGCAACUCUUGGGGAUGCCACCUUCUUUUUCAGAGACAAAUAUCUUUGGAUUAAACAUAAUGCACAGUCUGACAUAAAGGAAGGCCCCAUAUCAAACUUUAUGCCUAUGAUUGAAACCAGAAUCGACGCUGCCUUCUGGAUACCACGCAGAUCAACUGCUUACCUCAUUCAUGAGUCCACAUUCUGGACAGUAAGAGGGUCUGUUGUGAGGGGGAAGCCAAGAUCAAUUUCCUUCUUUGGAUUUCCAGCUUGGGUUCAAGAUGUUGAUGCAACUGUGCAUAUUGUUAAAACAGGGCGUACCCUCUUCUUCAUGCAUGAUAUUUACUGGAGUUACAACGAGAAUCGAAAGGUGAUGGAUUUUGGUUACCCAAGAUCCAUCAGUGAUGACUUUCCAGGAAUCAACACCACAAUAAAUGCAGCUUUCUAUAAAAGAAAUUUCAUCUACUUCUUUGUGGGACCACAAGUCUACAAAUUUGACUACACCCACAAAUCUAUUGUCGGAGUGGAAACAGCUAAUGCUUGGCUUGGCUAUAUGGAGUUGGUGUGCAUGUGGACACUCGUUUUGAGCACUUUUAUGUUGGUGGAAAUCUCGUGGACUCGACCCAUUGAGGAAGAUCAGCGUCUGACUCCUGAUGAUUUUGAGCUUGCAAAGAGUUACCUAAGAAGGUUCUAUAGUCUCAGACUCGGAGGCACAGACUACAGAGGUUCAACCCGUAAGAUCAGGUCUGCAUCAGCCAUGGAGCAGAAGGUCAGGCAAAUGCAGAACUUCUUUGGCCUGAGAGAAACAGGAAUCCUGGAUUCCAACACCAUGAAUGUCAUGAAGAAGCCGAGGUGUGGUGUUCCUGAUGUGGAUAACUAUAGUUUUUAUCCUUAUCACCCCAAAUGGAAGAAUCGUACCAUCUCCUACAAGAUAGCAAAGUAUACCCCAGACCUGAGUAGAGAGGAUGUGGAAAACUCUUUUCGUUUAGCCCUGAAGAUGUGGAGCGACGCAGCUCCUCUGAAUUUUGUUAAGGUCAACCAUGGCAAAGCUGAUAUUGUCCUCACCUUUGCACACAGAGCUCAUGGAGACUUCUCUCCCUUUGAUGGACCUGGAGGAGUGCUGGCCCAUGCCUUUCAGCCUGGAGAGGGGAUGGGUGGAGACGUACACUUUGAUGAAGACGAAACAUGGAUGACAGGGGGGCAAGGUUUCAGCCUAUUUGCUGUUGCAGCUCAUGAACUUGGUCACUCGCUUGGUUUGACUCACUCCAGAGACCCCUCUGCUGUCAUGUUCCCCACUUACAGACAUCAGAGCAGCAAACAGUACACUCUUUCCACAGAUGAUGUCCUGGGGAUCCAAAUGCUUUAUGGCAAACCCAAGACAGAAGCUGAAAAUCGACCUAAAGUUCCAAAGAAAUGUGAUCCCACGUUUUUCUUUGAUGCAGCUGUGGUGGUCCAAAAAGAGAUUGUUUAUUUUCAGAACAGAUUCAUAUGGAUGAGAACAACAAAGUUGACUUACUGGAAUCGGCUGAGGGAAGGCCACAUCAGCACAUAUUUCCCCGACAUCGGUUCUCCUGUCGAUGCCGCUUAUGACAUCCCAGCCAAAGGCGUGGCAUACCUAUUCACUGGUCAUAAGUACUGGGUGGUGCAACAGUUAAAGACACGAGGCACAGCUGGCAACAUCUCAGAGUUUGGUUUCCCGUCCAGUGUAAGGCGGGUUGAUGCUGCCGUUCAUGUUGCAGAAUAUGGGAAAACCAUCUUCUUCAUCGGACAGUUUUAUUACAGGUAUGACGAGCAAAAGAGACAGUUGGAUUCUGGCUUCCCCAGGUUCAUCCAGACAGACUGGCGUGGAAUCCCAGGAAAGGUUGAUGCUGCGUUCAAGUUGCAUGGCAACAUCUUCCUCCUCAGCGGGUCUAAAUCCUACCAAUAUGACUUCAGACAGAAGCGGGUGGUGAACAUAAUUGUAUUCGUUAACUGGAAAGCAAGCAAAUUACGAUUACUGUGUUUAGUUUUGUUACAACACGCUAGAUCAUACAUAUGCAGAAAGUCUAAGUUUGACUGUUCUAAUAUUUCUAUUCCCCCCAGCAGAGUAUUUGCCCUGUGGUCAAUGGAGUCACUCAACACGUUUGAAUCUGAAAUGGAGCCUGAUGGGCAGACACACUACUCUCUUUUUCCUGCUCUGGACAACAUAGCAAGCCUGUCAGGGGCAGCAGAGAAUCUAGAGAGUGAACCACCCAGCGAAAUUACUGAGAAACCAAAUCUCACAUGGCUUGAUGCCGCUCAGAUUGUACUGGAGGAAGCUGGCCGUCCCAUGCACAUAAAGGAGAUCAAGCAGAGAAUCAUUGACCGGGGACUUGUUCAAUCCAAUGCAAAAUCAAGCCUGGAAGCAGUCAUGUAUCGUGAGACACAAAAAGGAAGCAGGAGAUUCAAGAGGAUUGAAAACAGAAAUGGAGUCUUUGCAUUACUGACUGAUGAGGAGCGUCAGCAGGUCCUCACUGCCCAGGCUUUCCUCAGCUUGCCGCCACCGGCGCCUCAGAGUGGAGCCUCCAGCUCUGGCUCCGGGGCCUCAAUGCCUGCUUUUCCCUCUCCCUCAAGUUCCUGUGAGCAGAAACCGAAGAUAAAGAAGGCCCAGCGAAAAAACCAAAAUGAGAAGUACAGACUGAAGUACCAGAGGCUGCGCAAAGCUGCUCGCACCAUGAUAUUCGAAAAUGCUGCACUCUGUGAUGAAAUUGCUCACACAGAAGAGAGGUUUCUCAGAGCAAAAGAGGAACGCAAGUUCUUAUUAAAGUCCUUGUUGCAGUACCAGACUCUGUCAGAGGGGGAGCUCCUCCCCACUCCCAGUUCCAGCUCCGUUCCUUCUGUUCCACCUGCAGCACUGACUUCAGCUCCUGCUGCUGGGCCUUCAGGCUCGUCUUUGGCACAUAACCCAAUGUCGCUUGUGUCAAUAGGAGAGGAGGGUCUUCUUAAAAAAACCAAGAAAGAAAGAAAAGACCGGGGAAAGGAAAACGGAAAGGAAGAAUUUCCAAAGAAAAUGUCCAAGAAGAGGAAGCUGACAGACGGGUCACGCAGACUGGUGCAGCCCAUUCCGCUGGAUUCUUCAGGCCGUCCCGUGUUUCCCAUCGUACUCGGAGGGUUAACGGUCUACAGCUUAGGAGAGAUAAUCACAGACAGGACGUUGUUUUACGAUGAGUGUGCCAUCUACCCAGUUGGCUUCUGCAGCACGCGUGUCUAUGCCAGCAUGAAACACCCUGAGCAGCAGUGCCUCUACACCUGCCAAAUCAAGGAUGGAGGAAUCGGUCCACAGUUUGAGAUUGUACCUGAAGAAGAUCCUCAGAAUGCCAUCGUAGCCUCCUCUGCUCUGACGUGCCAUUCAAAUCUGCUGAAGGCUAUCGUUUCCAACAGUUCCCAGGCCGUGGCACCCAUAAUUCCAUCAGGAGCGGACUUCUUCGGCUUCUCUCAUCCAACUAUUCAGAAUCUCAUCCAGAGCUGCCCCGGAGCUCGCAAAUGUAGCAACUACAGGUGGAUUCGUUUCGAGGUGUGUCGUCAUGGUGAUAGCCAGCUCCCUCGCGGCCUAUCAGAAGAUGACGCUUCGAUUAGCUUCGAGGCCUACCUGAGACACCAAGGCCUGGAUGGGAGCAUCAAGAUGGAGCACAUCACAGGACAAUCGCCUCCAUCUCCUAGUUCCUCGCAUCAGCAACACCAGACCUCCCCCACCAUGAAGCCCUCCACUUCUUAUUUUGGCUCCUGAGAGUCCGCUUUGAAAUCACGUCUUUUUUUCCCUUCAGUUCACCAUUUCAAAAAUCCAAGUCUUGUUUAACUCAAACAUUUCUGGUGUGUGAUCUUUCAGGAUUUCUUCAAUGAAAUACCUCAGAGUGUCUACAUGCUAAACAUGGCUGAGCUGUUGCAUUCAAAAAUGUCAAAUAUCUGGUUUCUCUGUGUUAGUAUAAAGGUUGAUAUUGGUUGUAGAAAUCAAGUUGAGUUUAUACUGUUCCAUUUUUUUUAAGUGUACAAUCUUGUCUAUCAACAUGGAUUACAGAAGCAAAUGUUGCAUAGCUGUAUAUAAUCAUGAUGAAAAGUUGUAUAUAGAAUUAAACUGCCAUUUAAAUG
This is a messenger RNA of Poeciliopsis prolifica (blackstripe livebearer), 4985 nucleotides long. It is a transcript of the gene fyrd1, whose product is annotated as transforming growth factor beta regulator 1. The coding region runs from base 1 to 4626 and encodes 1541 amino acids. The transcript is spliced from 34 exons. Gene Ontology annotation, molecular function: zinc ion binding; metalloendopeptidase activity. Gene Ontology annotation, biological process: collagen catabolic process; extracellular matrix organization; regulation of DNA-templated transcription. Gene Ontology annotation, cellular component: extracellular matrix; nucleus. The record is from RefSeq and is a predicted model, not a curated record. Lineage: Eukaryota; Metazoa; Chordata; Actinopteri; Cyprinodontiformes; Poeciliidae.